AUGGAACGAGCCGAUGAAGAAGCACGACGAACCUGUUGGUCUCUUGACUGGAAACCAGAUCCAUCUUUACUUAGUAGUAAAGAACUAAUUGAUCUAUGUGCGAGCAACGACAAGGCUACCGCAGCAGCAUCGUUUGUUGAACUAUUUGCCCAUCAGAACCCAAUAAUGCAGAUUUUGGAAGCUGGAGAUGUUCUUUUGGAUACUUCGCAAAAGAUCCGGGAUCGACUCACGACUUAUGGUUUAGAUAUAGAUGGAGAGCCAGGCCUGCCUCUCUUCCGUACAUACACCAUCACAAACUCUGGAGCAUCUGAUAAUAACGACAACGACAACGACGAUACCAACACCGAAUCUAGCAGAUUGAUUAGAAGAAAACUAGACACCGCAAAUAGUCUUGAUGAGCAGGGGUUCACGGACUGCCACUAUGACUUUCUUAUUUGCAACGAUCGCAAAUAUCUCCUCACAGCUACUCCACAAGGCCUGAGCAAUAUUAACAGUCUUCUGGAAGAAAAUGCUAAGAUCCUGCUCCUGGAAGAGUUCGUUGUGCUCUCUAAAGCAGAUCUGAACAACCUGGAAGAUUCCACUUCCGCGAAUAGGGACCUUUCUUCCUUAUCAACUUCUGAGACUUACAACAUUGUCGAAUCUGCUGGUAGCGGAAGCACAAUAAUCAUCACUCCGAAUUCAGGUAUCCAGAGAAUAAUUGCCCAAGUCCUCCAAAAGCGACUCUCGAGCGAGCUUGGAUCUCCGGAUAUCGUUACAUUAGAAGACAUCAACCCUGCGCAAUACGAAGGGCGUAACUACAUAUCCUUGCUCGAUUUGGAUGCAUCUGUCUUCCACGAUAUCAGUAACGAUCGAUGGGCCGCGUUCCAACAGAUCUUAUCUACGGCGAAGUCUGUGUUGUGGGUUACUAAGGGCCAGGGUGCUGAUCAGGGCCUUGUAUCUGGAUUGGGUAGAGUCAUUCAAUCCGAAUACCUUGAUCUGCGAUUCGUCGAAGUUGCAUUGGAAGCAUCAACCUCGAAGGACAAGGUGAUCAGUCACAUUCUUACUGUCCUUCAAAGAACCCUUCUUGCAGAAGACCUGGAUCUCGAGACAGAAUAUCGAGAGCAGGAUGGAAAGCUUUGCGUGGGUCGAGUCAUUGAGACUACGACUGUAAAUUCCAUGAUCCGUUCGUCAACUGGCCCCUCUCGCUCUAGUGUACAACAGUUUGGCGCAGACAGCCAGCGAGCGCUUAACCUUUCUAUUGCUUCUCCAGGACUGCUGGACACUUUGCAAUUCGAAGAUGACCCUGAUUAUGCCCUUCCUCUGGGCCCGACUGACGUUGAGAUCAAAGUCUCCUCGACCGGUUUGAACUUCAAAGAUAUCAUCAUUGCCAUGGGCCAGAUUUCUGGAAACAGGCUUGGUUUUGAAUGCUCUGGAAUCGUCAGUCGUGCUGGUCCCCAGGCUGGGUUUGCACCUGGCGAACGAGUGAGCUGCUGUACACUAAGCGGAGCCUACAAGACCUUUGUUCGUACCGAUGCUAGCUGGGUUAUCAGGCUGCCAGAUAAUGUGCCUUAUGCAGAUGCAGCCAGUAUACCGCUAGUGUUUGCAACGUCGUACUACUCUCUUGUUACGGUGGCGAGACUGUCAGAAAACGAGACUGUUCUAAUCCAUUCUGGCGCCGGAGGAGUUGGGCAGGCGGCUAUCCAAAUCGCACAGCGGAUCAAAGCCCAAAUCUUCACCACGGUUGGUUCUCCUGAAAAGAAGAAACUUAUUCAAGAUCUGUAUGGAAUUCCAGAGAGCCAUAUCUUCAACAGUCGGGACACUAGUUUCGCAGAGGAAAUUCAAAAACAUUGUCCGGCUGGAGUCGAUGUGGUGCUCAAUUCGCUACAGGGCGAGCUCCAGGAAGCAUCGUGGAAGUGUAUUGCACCGCUUGGUCGGUUUGUGGACGUUGGCAAGGCGGACUUUGAGACAUCACGCAAGGGAUUGAACAUGAAGCCCUUUUUAACGAAUGUGUCUUUCUCUAGCGUGGAUCUAUCGGUUGUCAUGCGAAGGGCGAAACCCGUCAUGGCGGAGAUUAUGAGUGCCAUCAGGGACUAUAUGACUGAUUCUACAAAUCCUAUAAGCCCCCCUCAACCGCUGCAGGUUUACCAGAUUGGUGAUCUUAAGAAUGCGUUCCGCCGUAUGGCGAGUGGUAAGAGCAGUGGAAAGAUCGUUCUGGAUUUGAAUCCUGCCAGUGAAGUCCCGAUUGUACCAAGUCGAUCUACACGAUAUGAUUUUGACCCUAAUGCUACAUAUGUGAUCGGUGGUGGUCUUGGUGGGCUUGGCCAGACACUGGUCGACUGGAUGGUUGAGCGGAAAGCUAGACAUUUCAUUCUCCUUUCUCGUUCUGGGGCUGCGAAGAACGAAGCAGCUCAGGAAAUGAUUUCUAGACAUGCCGCUAAUGGCGUUGAAAUCAAUGCCCCAAGCUGCGAUGUUGCUGAUGAGAAUGCUGUGAGAUCAGUCUUUGAAAGACUUUCUCAAACCAUGCCCCCUAUCAAAGGCUGUAUCCAGGGCUCAAUGGUUUUACGAGACGGACUUCUCAGCUCAAUGAGCGCUGCGGAUUGGAAUGCUGUUCUUCGUCCCAAGACACAGGGAACAUUGAAUCUUGCUGCCCACCUCCCACGGAAUAUGGACUUUUUUGUAUUGCUUUCGUCCAUCAGUGCUAUCUCGGGUUCUCGUUGCCAGGCGAACUAUUCUGCAGCCAACUCGUAUAUGGACGCUCUUGCACAGGAACUCGUUGCGCAAGGCCGACGCUGCCUCAGCUUGAACCUGGGCGUUAUCAAAGACGUCGGGAUCGCGGCACAACUAGGCACAAAUGCUGCUCUCCGUCGAGACGGGUUCGAGGGACUGACCACACCUGAGCUGCUCGCUCUGCUUGAUUAUGCGUGCGAUCCAAAAUGCCCUCGAGCAACAAACCCACAGCGUGCACAGUUGAUUGCCGGAUUGGGCGCAGCGAUGACGCUGGCGCCAGAGCAUUUCGAAAGCGUGUACUGGACUCGACGAUGCAUGUUCCGCCAACUGCAGGAAGUCAAUCGCAUCACUGCCCAGAACACGGACAGUGGCUCCAACACGUCCUCCAAGGGCGCGGAGAAGAAUUUCGGACGUCUUCUUGCUGAGGCGCCAGAUGAGAAUGCUGCGGCAGAUGCUGCUCUCAAAGGGCUGGUCAAUAAGCUGGCCAACUUGUUGAAUUUGCCAGAAACGGACGUCGAGACACGCACGCCGCUACACAGCUUUGGAAUCGACUCAUUGGUAGCACUUGAAAUUCGCUAUUGGGUCUCGAAAGAGUUGAAAACAGAAUUGAGCAUUUUCGACAUUAUGCAAGCUGGUGGGCUGGCGGGUCUGGCUGGUGUGAUAGCUCAAAAGAGCGAGGCAAGAACAAAGCAAUAG
Molecule: messenger RNA, 3402 nt
Organism: Talaromyces rugulosus
Lineage: Eukaryota; Fungi; Ascomycota; Eurotiomycetes; Eurotiales; Trichocomaceae
Exons: 3
Coding region: 1-3402 (1133 amino acids)
Biological process (GO): fatty acid biosynthetic process; secondary metabolite biosynthetic process
Molecular function (GO): oxidoreductase activity; fatty acid synthase activity; phosphopantetheine binding
Source: RefSeq, a predicted model, not a curated record